Molecule: messenger RNA, 372 nt
Organism: Encephalitozoon cuniculi GB-M1
Lineage: Eukaryota; Fungi; Microsporidia; Unikaryonidae
Exons: 1
Coding region: 1-372 (123 amino acids)
Biological process (GO): endoplasmic reticulum to Golgi vesicle-mediated transport
Cellular component (GO): TRAPP complex
Source: RefSeq, marked provisional
AUGGCUGUAGAGCAGUUUUUCAUAAUAAACAAAUCAGGAGGAAUGGUCUUCAAAUAUGAAAGGGAAGGAGAGACGGAGAUAAACAGUCUUUUAAUAUUAACAAGCUCCUUAUAUUCAGUAAGUGUGAUAUUGACGAAAACGAUAGAUGGACCUGUACCAAGGCUGGUCGUUUACUUUAGGAAUAGAGUCAUUACCAUCUUCAGAACAACUACAGGCACAUCAUUUGUCUUUGUUGCGGAUAGGCCGGUAGAUGCCCUCUUCGAGAGAAUUUACUCUCACUACUGCCAAUACGUGACAAGAAAUCCGUUCCACUCUCCAGAAAUGCCCAUUCAGUGCUCGAAAUUCAAACCACAUCUUAUGUUCGAGGGUUAG